CUGAUUUCUUAGGGUCUUGCUACUCGGGCUGGUCACCGGCUGUGCCUGAAUAUGGUGAGCCAAGGUCGUGGGUUGGGAUUCCCAUGGAAAAACAGAAUAGGAAGUUGAAUAGGGGACAUUACUGCAGGAUAUCGAUCGUGCGGCCAGUGCACCGCGCAGAGGUCGUGGGGGAAAAUGGCUUCGGAGAAGCACAAGCAAGUUUUCACAUAUAAACCACAUCGCCGCACUUGAUGAUGUACCUCUCGACCUGGUAUCCUCUUCCUUUCCUCUUCCCCCUCCUCUCCUAACUCUUCCUCCUCGAGAAUUUGAUAUGUCUCCAUCUCUCGAAAGCAAGCAUGAGAACGGUUCCCUUCACGAACAUGAUGGAAGGCCGCCUCUUGAACGACAGCUCACUUUGUCGAUGCCGGCCUUCCCUCAAUAUCAUCGUAAAUUUGGAAACCCUGCCCCUCUCGGUGUCUUGUCCUUCGCGGGACCAACUUUCGUGUUGUCCAUGUUCAACGUCCAGGUCCGUGAUGUCGCGGUUUCAAAUGUCGUUGUCGGAAUGGCGCUAAUGGUCGGUGGAUUGACCCAGCUACUGUCUGGGAUGUGGGAAUUUGCCUGCGGCAACACCUUCGGCGGGACCGUGUUCUCACUUUUCUCGGGUUUCUGGUUGUCGUUCGGUCUGAUCUACAUACCUAGCUCCGGUAUCCUCGGCGCCUACACUGACAACCCGGCGGAUGCGGCUCAGCUUCACAAUGCGCUUGGCGUAUAUUUGACGUCCUGGUUCAUCUUGAUCUUCAUCAUGAUUUUUGCCACAUUCCGGUCCUCUAUCGUGCUGGCCGGCCUGAUCAUCUUGGUUGAUCUCGUCAUCCUCGUGCUGGCUGUUGCGCAGUUCACCCAAAAUCCGCAGGUUACGCUCGCUGGCGGGUAUCUCGGUCUUCUUGCCGCAUUUGGCGCCUUUUAUGUUGGUGCAGCGACUCUUUACACAAAGGAUGUGUCUCUGUUCACCUUGCCGACGGGUGAGCUGCCCAAGGAGAAAGUGUAGUCCCCAAUCCGCGAUUGGGUCUUGUUGAUGUGAAUAGUUAGUCACGAGUAGGCUUUCCUCCAAUGCCUGGACUUCAUUCGUUUCAGACCAUCAGGUGGAAGAAGUCCGGUAAGGAAGGAGCGAACGGCCAUGGUUCUGUUACGCUCUAAUUCCAAUACACGAUCCCGUUUGAUGACCAGGUUAUAGCGUGUGGAUCGGGACCGCACGCCGCUUUUCAACACGUGGUGAGUCGGAAUGAAUUGCUGGAACGCCUCAGAAGCUGGUAUGCCAGACUAGUGUUACGGCAAGAAAGCAAAAAGGGUGUGAAUUUCGUUCGCCAAAAGAAGCUGACGGUUGCGCGAGUUCCCAAGAGUUACGAGAGUCAACUGAUGGCGAGCUCCAACGACCAAGUGAAGGACACAUCUGGAGGGAC
This is a messenger RNA of Dacryopinax primogenitus, 1436 nucleotides long. RefSeq lists its product as uncharacterized. The record is from RefSeq and is a predicted model, not a curated record. The transcript has 6 exons. NCBI's taxonomy places the organism in Eukaryota, Fungi, Basidiomycota, Dacrymycetes, Dacrymycetales, Dacrymycetaceae. The coding region runs from base 311 to 1024 and encodes 237 amino acids. Gene Ontology annotation, molecular function: acetate transmembrane transporter activity. Gene Ontology annotation, cellular component: plasma membrane.